AUGCCCUCAGGCCCUAAACCCGGCUGCCAUCUUGCCCCAACCUUCACCCCGCCCCUUAUGCUCUCGCAGGCCACAGCAGAGACUGGCCCUGGCCAAAUUAAGCCAGCUACAGUUCUACCCUUGCCGGAAGUGGCCGGCACUGAGGGUCUUAUGAAAGUCCACGUGCCGUUCACCUUAUCAGAGCUCUCCCAUGUCUCAAAGUUGCUCGGUGGCAUUCUGGCCAGAGACCAGUUCUUAACCUGCCUCAUAGUGGGACUUCGCAAAGCUGCUCUUAAACCAGUAAACUCUUCUAAACUCGCAGAGAUUUUUCAGGACACUAAGGAAAAUCCUUCUGCAUUUCUUGACCGACUAACCAAAGCUAUGUUACAGUUCACAAACAUGGAUCCAGAAUCCACUGAGGGCAGACAGCUCCUGAUGUUCCAUUUCAUCAACCAGUCCUACUCAGACAUCAGGGGAAAACUUAGACGUUUGCAGAAGGGCCCCCUAACUCCACAGGCGCAGCUCCUGGAGAUGGCUUUCAAGAUUUACCACGCAAGAAACAACAAAGCCAAAAAUCACUGCCACGUGAUUACUGCACCUGCCCGGCCAGCCGAGGUGACAGACUCCACUGCCCGUCCUGUUCGCGCUGCCCCCCGCCCCCCGGACCUUGUUUCAAAUGUGGUAAGGCAGGUCACUGCGCAAAGGGGUACCACAAUCCUCAUCAUAACCCACGGGGCCCCUGUCUUAGGUGUCUCAGGGAGGGCCACUGGUCCGUGGACUGCCCUUGUGCAUUCGAUGAUGCGGGGGCAACGGGCCCAGAGGUUCCCCAGGCCGAUUUGCUGGGCCUGGCCAUGGAAGAUUGAAGUUUUACCAACCUGCCCAGUUCCAAUCUUCGGGAGAGAUCUUCUGACCAAGUUCGGAGCCUUCAUUUUUUUCGCGCCCCCAACUCAUUUCAUUUCAGAUUUGUUGGUGACACAGCUGCUUCUUCUCCUGGUCCCGCAAUCUUCUGAUACUAACAUGCCUUUUUCUCUUCCAGCCUCCCAAGUGGACCCUCUCGUGUGGGACACCCAGAAUCCCGCUGUCGCUAAACACCAUUCCCCUGUUGUUAUUCAGUUAAAAAACCCCACCGAGUACAUCACCCAAGCUCAGUACCCCCUCUCUUCCCAAAGCCUCAGAGGGUUAAAACCUAUAAUCUCUGACCUUUUGAGAAAGGGGCUGCUUCGUCCCACCUCUUCCCCCUUUAACACCCCGAUAUUGGCUGUCAAAAAAUCUAACGGAACUUAUCGUUUGGUUCAGGACCUCUGGCUCAUCAACUCUGCUGUGGUGCUGUUGCAUCCAGUCGUACCCAACCCCCUCACCCUUCUGUCUAACAUUCCUCCAGGGACCUCCCACUUCUCUGUCUUGAGCCUCAAAGAUGCCUUUUUCUCUAUUCCUCUCAGCCCUCAAUCUCAAAACAUCUUUGCUUUCACCUGGACAGAUCCUGAUACUAAUUUCUCUACACAGCUAACCUGGACUAUCCUCCCUCAGGGAUUCCAAGACAGUCCACACCUCUUUGGCCAGGCUCUGGCCUCUGAUCUGCUCUCUCUGUCUCUCCUUAAAUCAAAGCUGAUACUCUAUGUCGAUGACAUCCCGCUAUGUAGCCCAUCUUUGGAGACCAGCAGGACUGAUACUGCUGCCUUAUUAAACUUCUUAUCCAAAAAGGGCUACAGAGUCUCACCUUCUAAGGCCCAAUUGUCCACCACUCAGGUAAUGUAUUUGGGAUUAACCAUAACCCCAACACAAAAGGCUAUCACUCUGGACAGAAAAAGACUAAUUCAAUCUCUUGCAGUUCCUUCCACCAAAGAAGAGGUUUUAUCAUUCCUGGGAGUGGCUGGUUUCCUGCGUUCCUGGAUAGCCUCCUUCUCCCUCCUUGCCCACCCCCUAUAUGAAGCAGGUCUUGGCUCCCUACAUGAGCCCCUUCUCCACCCCAUCACCAAACCUUUCCGGAGACUUCAACAGGCCCUGACCCACGCCCCAGCUCUCCAUCUUCCGGAUUUAACUCGCCCCUUUUCUCUUUACGUAGCAGAAAAGGAGGGCUAUGCUCUGGGAGUCCUAGGUCAUCAGCUGGGACCCUCCUUUGCACCUGUAGCUUACCUGUCAAAGAAGAUGGACCUCACCACUUGGGGCUGGGCACCCUGCAUAUGUGCUUUGUACAGCUGCUGAACUUCUUAUUCAUGAGUCAAAAAAACUAACCUUCAGAGCACCCACUAUGGUUUUCUCUCAUCAUAACCUGUCCAACCUCUUAACCUACAAAGGCCUACAGAACCUACCCCUUCUCGAGUUCUUUCCCUUCAGGUGGAGCUGGUGGAAGAUACGAGCCUCACAUUUCAAUUCUGUCCACCCCUUAACAUCUCAAAUCUUCUACCUCAACCUAAUGCUA
This is a messenger RNA of Alexandromys fortis (reed vole), 2398 nucleotides long. RefSeq lists its product as uncharacterized. The record is from RefSeq and is a predicted model, not a curated record. The coding region runs from base 1 to 2181 and encodes 726 amino acids. The transcript has 3 exons. NCBI's taxonomy places the organism in Eukaryota, Metazoa, Chordata, Mammalia, Rodentia, Cricetidae. Gene Ontology annotation, biological process: virion assembly.